Monodelphis domestica (gray short-tailed opossum) is the source of this 1346-nucleotide messenger RNA. The record is from RefSeq and is a predicted model, not a curated record. NCBI's taxonomy places the organism in Eukaryota, Metazoa, Chordata, Mammalia, Didelphimorphia, Didelphidae.
GGGAAAGGGGGAGGAGGCAGGAGGAGGGCCCGACCCUGGGCAGGAGCCGAGGGUAUCUGAACCGGGUGGAGCCAAGGCGAGCUGAGCUGAGCAGAAAGGGGCUGAGCUGAGACAUGGAACCAUCGCUGCCCAGGUAGUGGAGGUCUGGCCCCUUCCGCGGGCAGAAGCUAGGCCGUUUGGGGAUGUCAGGCUACACCCGCCGCAAGGGGCUCACUCCGCUUUCCCGAGCCCGGACCCUCGUCAUUCAGGACGAAGAUAAUCUUGAAGAUCUGGAUGAGGCAAAUCCAUUUUCCUUUAAAGAAUUUCUGAAAACCAAGAACCUUGGCCUGUCCAAAGAGGAGGCAACCAAUGCUAGAAUUUACACUAAGGAAUCUACAAGACAUACAUUAGGACUUGAAAAUAAUUGCCUAACUUCUAAGUAUGGUUUAGACUAUGAGGAACCUUUUUUUCAAGAUACAACUGGUGCUGGAGAUUUGUUGGAAGAAGAUGAAGAUGAUGAUAACUGGAGUGGAACUUAUCUGCCAUCUGCCAUGGAACAAACUCAUGCUUCUAGACUUGCUACUAGCACAUCACCACGUAGUUCAUAUAUUUCCUUUUUUUCCAAUCCAUCUGAUCUGUCAGGCAUCGAGUCUCUAGAUCCAUGGACCUUAAGUGAAAGUGACCCAUGUAUUUCUCCUUCAUCUCAAGUGAACAACACAAACAAAGAAUUUGCUGGUCAUGGGGAAUACUUGGGAGAUAGUCAUUUUCGGUCACUGCAGAUAAACUAUGAAACACUUAAAGAAGAAAACUCUAAACUAAGAAGAAAAAUUAGUGAGAUUCAGAACUUCUCUGAAUCUCAGACAGAAAUGGUAAGAACACUUGAACGAAAAUUAGAAGCAAAAAUGAUAAAAGAGGAAAGCGACUAUCAUGAUCUUGAAUCGGUGGUACAACAAGUGGAAAAGAAUCUCGAGUUGAUGACUACACGGGCUGUGAAGGCAGAAAAUCAAGUUACAAAACUGAAGCAGGAAAUAAAUAUGCUCCAGGCUCAGUUUACUAAUUCAAAGAGAGAGAAUGAAGCCCUGCGAUCUGGUCAAUGUUCCAAUUUGACAGUAGUUAAACAAAACACAGAUGUUGCCUUGCAAAAUCUCCGAGCUGUCAUGAACAAUGCACAUAGUUCGAUAAAGCAGUUGCUUUCUGGAGCUGAAACAUUGAAUCUUGUUGCUGAAAUCCUUAAAUCCAUAGAAAGAAUUUCUGAAAUUAAAGAAGAGCCUUGACAAACCGCUGAAAUGUCUUCUGGCUUAAAGCUCUGCUUAAGUGCUGAAAUCACUUCUUGCUUUACUUGGGGAAUACAAUUGUGUCUUUAAAUA